Messenger RNA from Cynoglossus semilaevis (tongue sole), 1959 nucleotides. RefSeq names its product meteorin like, glial cell differentiation regulator a (gene metrnla). Lineage: Eukaryota; Metazoa; Chordata; Actinopteri; Pleuronectiformes; Cynoglossidae. Gene Ontology annotation, biological process: energy homeostasis; positive regulation of brown fat cell differentiation. The record is from RefSeq and is a predicted model, not a curated record. Gene Ontology annotation, molecular function: hormone activity. The transcript is spliced from 5 exons. Bases 615 to 1394 code for a protein of 259 amino acids.
ACGGGUGUGUGACGUGGAGUGAGUUCACGGUUGCACACGGACUCGGAGCUGAAGUCAGUGCACGCUUACGGACAGUAGUGACAUGACGGAGCUGUGCUGUUGGUAACGAUAAAAAGGGUACGCGCUUAAAGUCGUUUUAACUUCCCCGUGACAAAGGAAGGAACUUCGAGGAAGAGCUUUGAGCGGUCCUGGGGCACAUGGAAACGCAAUGUGGUUGGGAAAACAGCGGUGGACUUUUUCAUAGUUUCACCCGGGAGGAGGCGAAGUGAGCGGCGAGAUUCGACAUGCUCAUCCCGGCGCCGUUGCUUGCCUCCCUGCUGCCUCUGCUGAUCCUCUGCCGGGAAACUUUCAGCCAGUACUCCAGCGACCAGUGCAGCUGGAAGGGCAGGAAACUGGGCGUUCCUCUCCCAGAGUCAAACCACUAGCUUGGCAUGCGCAUGCUGGUAGACUACUGAUGGCUUCCUGCCUUUGGCUUUGCCACAGAAUGACUGACAGACUGGAGUUUUCAAAUCCUGACCAGGCAUUAAGUUCUGGAGGGAGUCAUCUGGUCAUGCUGGCGCCACAGUCCGAAGUGCUGCCCGGACAAGUCUCUUCCAGUCUCUUUGGUGGCUUGAAUGCGAGGGGAGGUUCGUGGACUAACGCAUGAAGGCCACACCAGAGACGUAGAGCAGGUCUACCUACGUUGUUCCCAAGGCUCCUUGGAGUGGCUCUACCCCACGGGGGCGAUCAUCGUGAACCUUCGACCCAACACACUGUCUCCUGCUGCUGCUCGCCUCUCUGUUUGCAUCAAACCCACCACAGACUCUAGUGGUACCAACGUUUACUUGGACCGUAAUGGAAAGUUGCGUUUGCUGCUGCAAGAACAGGAGCAGGCUCAGGGCAAGGUGCACUGCUUUGGCAUCCAGGAGGGGGCUAUCUUCAUCGAAGCCAUCCCUCGCACGGACAUUAGUCGGAGGAUCACAGCGUUCCAGUACGAGCUGGUCAGUGACAGACUGGGAGCGGAUGCAAAUUCAGUUGGUGCACAUUGUCAGCCCUGCAGUGACGCUGAGAUACUUCUAGCAGUCUGUACCAGUGACUUUGUUGCACGGGGCAAAAUUAACAAGGUGGUGCAAGAGGAGGAACACUCUUCCAUCACGGUGGAGAUGAGUCGCCUCUACAGACAGAAGACCCAGGUCUUUGUGUCUGGAGGAGUAAGGGGACGCAGGUGGACUGGUCGCAUUAAGAUGUCCGUGCACUGUGGGGUGAGGUCUGGAGAGGGCGAGUUCCUCUUCACUGGGACAGUCAGGUUUGGGGAGGCCUGGAUGGGCUGUGCCCCACGCUACAAAGACUUCCUCCGGUUGUAUCAGGAGGCGCAACAGCAAGGGACCAACCCUUGCCAUGUGGACACAGACUGACAGGGCUAUUUCUGGGCCUCGCUUAAAAAUAGGACAAGUCCUCGCUGGGUGAUGACGAGAGCCGAGCCCGAAUGAUCAUGAGAGGAAAUGCUGUCAGACUUUUCCCUCAAUUGCUGUUCUGUGAGUGUUUGGAGACAAUGAUUGAGCUCCUGAACGUUGCCAAGCAGCCUGUUAACCAGACUGUGUUCUCAGAGUCGAACAUGAUGCAGUGUGGAAUGUGUUGGACUGCUUCUUUAUUCGCAGACGAGGAGAUUCCUAGGAUUCUAAAUGUAGCAGAUGCCAGUUGGUUUUAUUUGUAUAAAAUGUGAAUGAAUGCUGUAUAUUUUGAAGCUCUGCCUCCUUUGUAAAAAAAAAGCCUGAUGUACAGUCCUGAUGUUCUUUCUUAUGAUCAAAAUGUAAAAAAAUUAAAGCCUCCUAUUUUUUAUUUUUGUUUAAAAAAUGAUCCACGUUUUAAUGAGUGGAUUGAUUGUGCAGUAUGUGCUGCGCAAUUGUUUAAAAAAAGAGACAAAAAGCGAUAAGCAAAACAUCUCUUUGCGCUUGAAGAAUAAACGCUUAUUCUGUUGAA